This is a messenger RNA of Scomber scombrus (Atlantic mackerel), 1033 nucleotides long. RefSeq names its product microfibril-associated glycoprotein 4-like. Gene Ontology annotation, biological process: elastic fiber assembly. Lineage: Eukaryota; Metazoa; Chordata; Actinopteri; Scombriformes; Scombridae. The record is from RefSeq and is a predicted model, not a curated record. Bases 38 to 781 code for a protein of 247 amino acids. The transcript has 7 exons.
AAGAUUUUCAUCAGAUCCCCUCAGCAGAACUCUGACGAUGAAGCUGGUUUCAGUCUUCCUCCUCCUCCUGGCUCCAGUGUUUACCUGCUGCUUACCUCUCGUCCUCCCGCUGGACUGCAGUGACAUCCAUAACAAUGACAACAGCCAACUCAGUGGAAUGUACACCAUCUAUCCCAUCGGAGCCACGUCUGCUGUCCGGGUGUACUGUGACAUGGACUCAGAUGGAGGAGGCUGGACGGUGUUCCAGAGGAGGAUGGACGGCUCAGUGAACUUCUACAGGCCCUGGGAUCACUACAAGAAGGGCUUUGGUAGCGCUGCUGGAGAGUACUGGCUGGGCCUGGAGAGUCUCUUCCAUCUGACUCUGAGGAAAAAGUUUGAGCUCCUGGUCGACAUGGAGGACUUCAGUGGGAACAAAGCGUUUGCUCGUUACUCCUCGUUCUCCAUCGACCCAGAGUCCCAUGGAUACAGACUGCAUGUGUCUGGAUUCACUGAUGGAGGAGCAGGAGACGCCCUGAGUGGUCACAGCGGAGAGAAGUUCUCCACCUUCGACAAAGACCAGGACUCCUUGAGCAGUGGUAACUGUGCCAAAUCAUUCCUGGGGGCGUUCUGGUACAACAGCUGUCACUCUACAAACCCCAACGGCAUUUAUCGCUGGGGGGCUGAUGACACUAUCCAUGCUGUAGGAGUGGAGUGGUUCGACUGGAAGGGUCAUAACUAUUCCCUGAAGACCUUCAGCAUGAAGAUUCGUCCUGUGCAGUUAAAGAUGAUUGCAUACAAUUGAGAUUGUUUGUGACUCAGCAGACCUUAUAAACCUCCGGCUGUGAGUAACUUGUUCAUUCUUCUCCUGGUUGGUUUCCUGGUUGAAGCUGCUGAUUCAUUUCACCCUCACUCAUCGGCUUGAUUCAGAUUAUUUUCAGCAUCUAAAGGUAACGUAACCAACAGUUUUCAUUGUGUUUUUGUCUAUGGGUGUUUAAAUGAUCUGAUAACAGUAGAGAUGAUAGUUAUAGUGAUGUGUUAUGUUGAUUUGUUGACU